Culicoides brevitarsis is the source of this 3561-nucleotide messenger RNA. RefSeq names its product mucin-5AC (gene Tie). Bases 1 to 3246 code for a protein of 1081 amino acids. The transcript is spliced from 5 exons. The record is from RefSeq and is a predicted model, not a curated record. Gene Ontology annotation, biological process: multicellular organism development; cell surface receptor protein tyrosine kinase signaling pathway; positive regulation of kinase activity. Gene Ontology annotation, molecular function: ATP binding; transmembrane receptor protein tyrosine kinase activity. Lineage: Eukaryota; Metazoa; Arthropoda; Insecta; Diptera; Ceratopogonidae. Gene Ontology annotation, cellular component: plasma membrane; signaling receptor complex.
AUGGGCAAUUAUUUAUUAAUAAUAACUUGCCUGCUAUUAACUAGCAAUUUUUGUGUGCAAACAAUAAUUGGUGCGAAUGUCGAUCGGAUUGGCGAGGAAACGUCACAAACAAAUUCAACAAAUCCACAGGGAGCAGUGAACCCGAAGACAGCAACCAGAAAUCGUGUUGUUAAUGGAACAUCUUUUAAAGAUGCCCCGUCAACAACAACCCUACCUUCUGUCGUGCCCUCAUCGACAACCGUUCGUCGUGUCAGUAGCAGUCGACAGCGCGACAAUAAACUCAUGAACGUGCUUCAAGCGCGUCGCAGCGUCUUAAAUCGCGAUCGUUGGUCUUCCAACGGAAAAUCCAACGCAACAACUUCCGCUUCGAACGAUCCCCUGGAUGGAUCUUCGCCGCAUCAAAAUUCGCGAAGAAACUUAGGAUUAAGAGAUAGUUUAGCAGUUAAGGGAAUAAGUGUGAGAAAUAGUUCCAGUAUUACAAAUAAUUCAAUUGUCGAACCUUCGGAUUCGGAAUACUUGCAAAUGGACGAAAGUAUCCAUCAGGCAUACAACGUGAGUCCCGAAGCGUCAUCAUCUAGCAUAACCAAAGAGCCACGAACAUACGUGACACUCAAUCGUACAAAAACACGCGGCAAAAGUCCAACCCUGACAACAAAAAUCGAAUUUACGACAAUCAAAGCGACGCGUUUGUAUUACGAUUCGCGCCAAAAACCAAAUCGCGGGAAAACGCGAUUUAUGAUGCAAAAGUCGCCGUACGAUAGUGAAUUGCUGCAAUUUGCUAUUUACGGACAGAAAUCGGAUGUGACGCCAAAAAGUCAACAAAUUUCAACGCAAGGGAGAAAAAUCAACAGAAAACGCGGGAAUGCGGUGACUUCGUCCCCAAUCUUAUCCGGGGAUGGCGAGAACAAAAUAGGGGGCGAUGAAAAAUUAGAAAUUUUAGAUGUUUCUGUGCCUCCAAGAGCUUCUUCCACAGAAAAAGCUCGGUUAUGGCAAACGCGAUUCAAUCAAGUGACCCGAAAUGUAGUUGCUUAUAACAAUGUUUUACGUCGCCAUCCCUCAUAUUUGGAGCAAAUGAAGGCAGAUUCGUCUUAUACGAUCAUUCAUCCGACUACUUUGCGCCCGAAAGUUGCUUCCGCAAGUACAAAUCCCUCCGCCUCAUUGAAUCCCGUGAAUAAUUUCAUCGAAACUGAGACAAAAGAAGUCUUUUUGCGCAGUGCCAAUGCCACGCAGCUCGAAAGUACGACAGAAACUCCCGAAGUAACGACCAUAACCUCACAACGGGUGCCUGGAUUGAUCAUUAACAUCCCGGAUGACGCGACGCCCGAAGGUUCAAACAGUUUUCCCAUCGACGAAACUUCUCAUAGUAACGCCCAUGUCAAUCCUGUAAUUUUUUAUACGACAAUUCCGAGUGUUUCUUCAACUCAGGAGGCUUUGUUGACAAAAAGUACGCCGGAAAUUGUCACCGCGAUAAAUGUUAUUGAAGAAGAGCACGUGCAAGAAGCAAAAAUCUCCGUUUUGAAUGUUCCUCGAGCCGGCGGCAGGAGUUUAAAUGAUGAAAUUAGCACUUCUGAGGCGCCAUCGACGACAAGUACAAGCACGACUACAACUUCGACAACGCAAAAACCGUCGACGAAGCCGUCAACAAGUCGUCCCUUGACUUAUCGCCCGAAUCAGGAGUUUACGACGCGUUCGAGCGCGGUAACAACAACUGCGACAACUUCAACGACGACAACAACAACGACUCGAGCGCCAUCUACAACGUCAACUACAUCGACGACAACUACAACGACGACUGUCAAACCAACGUCAGAACGUCCCGAAAUCCCGCCUUCGACAACAAAACGCAGCGUUUCGUCGUCAGUUAAUCGUUUCAACUCCAUUCCCGCGAAUAAUGACGUCACAAUUGAGAUUGACAAGAUGAAUCUCGCUACUUAUGUGAUGAUUGCCAUUGCAAUGGUGCCAGUUUUGGCGAUUAUUUUGUACGCCAUUCGUGUGAUCAUUCACAAUCAUGACAACAAGAACGGCUUGGAUAUGAUCGAUGGGCAGCCAAUUAGUCCCGUGGUUAAGUUGGAUUCCGAUACGACGAGUAACAGCACGGAUGAGAGCGUUUUGGGGCACGAGUCGAUGAUGUUCAACAGGAAUAAUUUAAGGUUCAAGAGUUUGCUGGGCGAAGGGAAUUUCGGGCAAGUUUGGAAGGCGGAAGUUGAUGACGAUCGAGGGCAUUUGCAAGGAACGACGAGAGUUGUUGCGGUAAAAACGGAGAGGAGAGACAAUGGGCAGGGCGGAUUGAAAGCUGAGGCGGAAAUUAUGAGGAAACUUGGAUCGGCGCAUCAAAAUGUUGUAAAGUUGCUUGGAGCGUGUACUGAACAAGAACCUCAUCUCAUCAUCAUGGAAUACGCCAUGCGAGGACGUCUCUUAUCACUUCUUCGUGCAGCUCGAGGCGGAAGAAACAGUUUGCCUCAAACUCUUCCAACGAGACCUGCUGUUAUGCCUUUGUCUCCGCGUCGUUUAACUGGAUUUGCUUUGGAUAUCGCGAAAGGAAUGGAAUAUAUUGCGAGUAAAAAGAUCGUUCAUCGCGAUUUAGCAGCCCGUAACAUCCUCUUGGAUCACAAUGGCAUCUGUAAAAUUUGUGAUUUCGGCAUGUCGAUCGAUUUAGGAAAAUCUGAAGAGUCUCAUGCCAUUCCGAAAAUCCCGCGCGUUCAUUCCGAGUCGCGAUUCAAGUUUGAUUUGGCAAAUCGUGCCUUUAAUGGCGCCGCUCGUCAUUGGGAUGCGUGGAUUCAUCAUGGCGACACGCAAAAACAAGAGAAAAAUAAUCGACCUGCGUUGCCGAUUCGAUGGAUGGCACCCGAAGCGCUGCAGUAUCACAUUUAUUCGACGAAAACUGAUGUUUUUGCGUUUGGAAUUGUGCUUUGGGAGAUUGCAACGUUAGGAUCAACUCCUUACCCGAAUCUCUCAGGCAGAGAAGUCAUCCGAAACGUUCCAAAUGGCACUCGACCCGAAAUCCCGAUGGAUUGCCGUCAAGAAUUGUACGAUUUGAUGAACCGCACAUGGUCGAAGGACCCAAAUCAGAGACUUUCGUUCACCGAAGCACGUCAAAUUCUGCAAAGGACAGUGUGCCAAUGGCAAUGUGAUGAUAACGACACCGAUACCUCCGAAUACAUGGAUGUCAGUGGCUUCAGCGAGGAUCUCGAACACGGCAUGGUGUAUUUCAAUCGACGCGUUUCCGAGUUUGAAUGCGAAAUUUAAGCUUUUGUAAAUAUUUUUUGACUAAAAUUAUUUUUUCUCUCACACAAAAAAAGUAUUGUUUCAUAGUUUGUAAGCGAAUUUCGUAGGAUAUCAAGUCUAGUCCCCGAAUUUAUUAAUUUUUUAUGUAAAAAAUUGUAAUUUUCUGUUCUAUGUUGUAUUAUUUUAUGAAAUAAUCGUUAGUUAGUUAGAUAGAAAAUUAAUCGAAUAAAACAUACAGUUAUGAAUUCCUAAAAAAAAAUAAUUUUUGUAGUUUUUAAGGAUUGUAAAUUUUUUGAAUUGUAUUAUUACGAUGUUAAGGUUCGAAUAAAAAUUUAA